AUGCCUCGCGCGCGGGGACCGAAGGUCCCCGUCAGCGCCGCGGCGCUCUCCGACGCGCUCGGGGACGCGUGCGAGAUCGUCUCCACGUGGAGGGACGAUCUCCUCGUCUCCGACGCCGCGUGCGGGACCGCCCCGGUCGAGGCGCGGAACGCGAGGUGCGCGCGCGGACGGACGGAGUCGGCACACCACACUCGAGUCGAUCGACCGCGUUUCAAAUCGCUCGCACCCUUCCCCGCGUCUUCUCCGCGUCUCGCCGCCCAUCGCUCAUCGCCCAUCGCUCAUCCUCCCCAACUCCGUCGUCCGCGUCGUCGCAGGUUGCAGUCGUACGAGACGCGCGCGGCGGGGACGCAGACGACGGACCCCGCGAGCGCGCGAGCCUCGGACGCGCGCGCGUCCGAGGACGAAAACCUCGCGCGAUUCGUUCGCGCGGUGACGCCGUCGAUGGAGGAAGCGCUCCGAGAGAACGCCGCGAGCGAGACGUUCGCGGAGGAUUUCUACGAGAGCGCGCUCGGCGGCGACGACGACGACCCGUUCGACGCCGCGGGCGCGGAGUGCGUGCACACGCUCCGGCCGCGGCCGACGCCGACGGACGGCGCCGAAGACGCCGACGACGCCGACGCGAAAUUUUGGCGGCGGCUGAAGCCGACGGGCGUCUCGUGGAACUGUAACGGCUACUCCCUCGCCGUUUCGUACGGCCGCUUCGACGUCACCGGCUGGUGCGACACCCCCGGCGCGGUGUGCGUCUGGAACCUCCGCCGCGCGGACGUGCGCGCGGACAGACCAGAUUUCACGAUCGAGCACGACGUCGCGAUCCAGGUGCGCGCGUUCUGUACACUGUGCGUCGCGUUUCACCCGACGCGUCCCGCGACGCUCGCGUGCGGGUCCUUCGACGGCGACGUCUCCGUGCACGACCUCAGCGCCGAGGACGGCCCGAGAUGCAUCGCGCGCAGCGGCGGAAACUCGGACGCGAUGCACAGGGAGCCGGUAACGGCUGUGUCGUGGCGGUUUAACCUCGCGGAGGCGUCGAAGACGAGCGAGAAGGACCGCGCGUACGACGUCGUCACCGCGGGGACGGACGGGCGGGUGUUCGCGUGGAACGUCGGGCGCAUGGAGACGCCCGCGUACGGGUACGAGUUGCGCGCGGCGAACGCGCGGAGCCAGGGGCGGGUCGUCACGUGGGGGGUCUCGUGCGUCGAUUUCGGUGGAGGUGAAACGCACGACCCCGGGGCGUUUCUCGCCGGCGGCGACGGCGGCGGCGUGUUCAGAUGCGCGACGCACGACACCCCCGCGUCGCGCGCGGAGUUCCACGCGUCCGUCGCCGGCGGCGCGCUCCCGAACCUGCGGUCGCCGAUCAAGCACGAGCACGACGCGCACGCGGGGGCGGUGCACGGCGUGCGGCGGUGCCCGCGCGACGGCAAGCUGUUCGCCACCGCGGGCGCGGACGGCGCGUUGCGGGUGUACGCCAGGCGCGCGUCUUCGCCGCUGUUGACGUUGAGGCGCGUUCUAUCUCACGCCGGUCCCCACACGACCGCGUCGGCGUGGCCGUCGAAGGGCGCGCUCUUCGGGCUCGACUGGUCGCCGCACCGGCCGCUGUUGCUCGCGGUCGGCACCUCCGACGGCGACGUCGUGUUGUACGACCUGUCUCGUUGCGGCGCGGGGGACGCGUCGCAGCCGUUGACGUCGUUUCGAGCGACGGAACCCUCGGACGGCGGCGCGGCGCGAGGGGGCGGCGGCGUCGGCGCGACGCAGGCGCUCGCGUUUAACCCGGCGUUGCCGGAGUAUCUCGCGAGCGCGGACGGCGACGGCGUGCGGGUGUGGGAGUUGGGGGUGGGGUUGAGGAGCGAGCGCGCGGGGGAGAGGAAGGCGCUGGGGAGGUUAGCCGCGAGCGAUACGUCCGCGGACGCCGCGAGAGCGUUGCGGCGGCGGUAG
Micromonas pusilla CCMP1545 is the source of this 1929-nucleotide messenger RNA. RefSeq lists its product as uncharacterized. The record is from RefSeq and is a predicted model, not a curated record. The coding region runs from base 1 to 1929 and encodes 642 amino acids. Gene Ontology annotation, molecular function: dynein light chain binding; dynein heavy chain binding. Gene Ontology annotation, cellular component: ciliary plasm; cytoplasmic dynein complex. Gene Ontology annotation, biological process: intraciliary transport. Lineage: Eukaryota; Viridiplantae; Chlorophyta; Mamiellophyceae; Mamiellales; Mamiellaceae. The transcript is spliced from 3 exons.